This is a messenger RNA of Schistocerca serialis cubense, 675 nucleotides long. RefSeq names its product lysosomal acid lipase/cholesteryl ester hydrolase-like. NCBI's taxonomy places the organism in Eukaryota, Metazoa, Arthropoda, Insecta, Orthoptera, Acrididae. Bases 124 to 675 code for a protein of 183 amino acids. The transcript has 5 exons. The record is from RefSeq and is a predicted model, not a curated record.
GGUUUGUGGAGAUCUUUCAGCGCCAUGAUCAGCCCUGGGUAAACACUGCUGUAAGGCGUAUUAACACUGAGCUGAACAGGAUGCUCCAGACACCGGCAAAGUGUCACACGGGUGUUGUUCCAGAUGAUGCUAUUGAGGGAGAUGGAGAAGAAUACGGGCGAGCUGAUGGGUCGUACGCGCAGUUUCGUGCAGCUGGUUUGGCAGACCUGUAGGGAUGAUGCGGCCCCACUCCUCAAGAACGGCUGCCGUUCUUUCACCAAAAUGUUCUUCGGCCUGACUGCGAACAAAACAAAAGAUGUAAACGUGCCCUUUACGAUGGCCCACAGCUUCUGUGGAACGUCAACGAUGGCAAGUGCUCACUACAUCCAAAUGUUGAAGAGCAAAAAGUUGGAGGGCUUCGAUUGGGGUCCCAAGGAGAAUAUUCGUAGGUACGGCUCGGAGAAGCCGCCCGAACACCAGCUGCAGAAUAUCACUUUGCCAAUAGCAUCGUUCGUCGGCCGUAAUGACAGAUACGUCUCAAUUGAGGCCACGCAGCUGCUGAGCCGUAAGAGUUCGCGCAACCUCGGCGUCUUCGUCAUGCCGCCGGAAGACUGGGACCUCUUCGACUACGUCGCGAACACGCAGGCGCCGCGACUCAUCUACGACCGCAUACUGGGCAUAAUGGCCGGCUUGUGA